AUGCUCGCGGCAAACCGUGCGCUUAGAUUCCCGACGAGCAAGGUUGGCUCUGUCUCGCCCGCGGCCACUGCUCUGCUCUGCUCUGCUCUGCACCGCACUGCACCGCACCGCUGCUGCAAGGUCAGCACCCCGAACAAGGACCCAGGAAAGGACGGAACAGUCCGCAAGCGGCCUUGGAUUACGGAGUACAGUACUGCGGAAUUCUCGAAGCCGCUCAGUCGACACACAGAUGUGCGUCUCACCCCUCCAGCGCCCAAUUCCCAGUGCACGCAAUCACUGUUGCGCCGAUACCACCCUCGUGAGGCACAUAACCCCAUCGCCUCAGGUCUGAGAGGCUGGAGGAGUUCUCGACCAGGGCAAAGGUGGGGAGAAGCCUAG
This is a messenger RNA of Trichoderma aggressivum f. europaeum, 378 nucleotides long. RefSeq lists its product as uncharacterized. The transcript has a single exon. The record is from RefSeq and is a predicted model, not a curated record. NCBI's taxonomy places the organism in Eukaryota, Fungi, Ascomycota, Sordariomycetes, Hypocreales, Hypocreaceae. The coding region runs from base 1 to 378 and encodes 125 amino acids.